Molecule: messenger RNA, 644 nt
Organism: Aspergillus eucalypticola CBS 122712
Lineage: Eukaryota; Fungi; Ascomycota; Eurotiomycetes; Eurotiales; Aspergillaceae
Product: acetyl-CoA synthetase-like protein
Exons: 1
Coding region: 48-644 (198 amino acids)
Biological process (GO): amino acid activation for nonribosomal peptide biosynthetic process; secondary metabolite biosynthetic process
Cellular component (GO): cytoplasm
Molecular function (GO): phosphopantetheine binding
Source: RefSeq, a predicted model, not a curated record
CGUGUAUGAGACUUUGAACUUCUAGUGCCCUAAAUUGUCCGAGCACAAUGUUGAACAAAGAGGAAAUCGACCUUGUAUCGCUCUUCAGAGGCUAUGCUUCUCUACACCCAGAAACCAUCGCUAUUGAAGAUUGUACGAAUUUCCUCACAGACCCACCUAGAAUGACAUAUGGAGAGUUGGACGAAUGCUCGAGCAUCUUUGCUCAAGAGUUGAAGCAGAAUGGGGUUCGACCUGGACAUGCCAUUCCUUUAUUGUCCCAACGCAGUCCUGAGGCAAUUGUCGCCAUUUUAGCCAUCCUGAAAUGUGAAGCCUGCUAUGUACCUAUGGACGCAGAAUCCUGGGCACAUGAUCGAACCCAGUUGACACUACAACAAAUACAACCACAUAUUAUCAUCUCGACAAAUUCAGCGCAAUCCAACUUUCAACUCACGCCCUGGAAGGUACUGGAAAUGUCAUCGUGGAAGGCAAUGUUAGACUCCAGCUUCAUAAUUAAGCACCAGAGCAAUAUCUGGCAGGCUAUUGCCCCACCAGUAUUAAGUCUAGAUCGGUUGGCGUACAUAAUUUUUUACCUCCGGCACAACAGGCAUGCCGAAGGGGGUGAUGGUGUCAAUGCGAUCGAUCACGGCGUAUUGCAGGGAAUGUGA